AUGGAGGUUCAGCUCUGUCUCAUGGCUUGGGAGACAGGAACAGCUUACUGGUACUACAUAGAGAAGAAUGAGGAGUACAAUGCGUGGUUGAAGGAGUACCAUGAGAACCUGUCGGUCUGCCAGGUUGGCAGUGUGAGCAGCGGUGCGAACGACGAUGACAACAGGCAACGGACUGCAGCUGCUGUUGAUGGUGGUGGUGCAAUAGCCACCUUCUCUCAAGCUGACGCAGUGCACGGAAUGGCGCUGAAUGCAUCGAUGACAAUAGCAACCAGCGGGGGGAAUGACACAUCGAUGACGAUGAUGGCAAGCACCGACGUUCCACCCACUUCUGCAUCGAUCGACAUCGUAUUCAUCAAUGCAGGUCCGCACAUCGAUCUGAGCUCAGGGCCUCAUGCAGAUGCUGCUACAUUCACAAGUGUGCCAAUCUCCAAGCACCGCCACCCUCUAGACAAGUCAUCCAUCAACAUCAUGGCUGCCACUGAUGGGACUGCCAUCCCAGUGCUGAAGAGAGCUCAGAAAGUUCGGUCCGACAAAGGGGUAAAGAGGGGUUCUCGCAAGGCUUACGCGCAGUCUGCUCAGAUCGAAAAUGUCAUGCCCGCUGCUGUCAAUGCUGAACCAUGA
This is a messenger RNA of Laetiporus sulphureus 93-53, 621 nucleotides long. RefSeq lists its product as uncharacterized. The transcript has a single exon. NCBI's taxonomy places the organism in Eukaryota, Fungi, Basidiomycota, Agaricomycetes, Polyporales, Laetiporaceae. Bases 1 to 621 code for a protein of 206 amino acids. The record is from RefSeq and is a predicted model, not a curated record.